This is a messenger RNA of Solenopsis invicta (red fire ant), 554 nucleotides long. RefSeq lists its product as uncharacterized. The record is from RefSeq and is a predicted model, not a curated record. NCBI's taxonomy places the organism in Eukaryota, Metazoa, Arthropoda, Insecta, Hymenoptera, Formicidae. The transcript has 2 exons. The coding region runs from base 160 to 525 and encodes 121 amino acids.
GUCGGUCUUGGUCAGUCUGGUAUGGUCUGGUAGGAACAUUGCGGCGCGUCGUAGCGCAUUUCAACUCGCAUCUUCGUUGUUUCGUACGAGUUUUUAACACGAACGAGUGUUUCGAGAGUGUGUCGAGCGUUCGUGCCAACAUCCAUCGUGUCGGAUACGAUGUAUGGGUGCGAAGUCGUGUUCAAUCGUGUUUCGCAUCUUCUCCGUUGCCUCGUAUCCCGAGUUUCCGACGAGCGUGAGUACAGAGAGUGCCGAAAACAAACGAGGUGUCGCGCGUUUAUGCCAAGGGUGAAUCAAGAAGAGGAGAAUCGUCGUGAGGAGGAUCUUGGAUCUCAAAUGUUUGGAAGCUGCGGUCGAAACGGAGCUGGACGAAGCGACCAACGGCGAACGAAUCCUCUCAAGCCAAAGUGUAUACGUGAUUGUCAUACCGUCACGCUACGUCGUCUCGUAAAGACUGCCUUAGACUGCCUCCGACUAUCACGAGUAUCACGCGGUCGCGCGGCGCGUAGGAGUAGACGUCCCUGAACGCGCGAGAGAGACGGACCGUCCGCGCG